Molecule: messenger RNA, 252 nt
Organism: Otolemur garnettii (small-eared galago)
Lineage: Eukaryota; Metazoa; Chordata; Mammalia; Primates; Galagidae
Product: insulin-like growth factor-binding protein 2
Exons: 1
Source: RefSeq, a predicted model, not a curated record
GCAGACAACGGUGAUGACCACUCGGAAGGAGGCCUGGUCGAGAACCACGUGGACGGGACCAUGAACAUGCUGGGGGGUGGAGGCAGCGCUGGCCGGAAGCCCCUCAAGUCCGGCAUGAAGGAGCUAGCCGUGUUCCGGGAGAAGGUCACGGAGCAGCACCGGCAGAUGGGCAAGGGCGGCAAGCACCACCUCGGCCUGGAGGAGCCCAAGAAGCUGCGGCCACCACCAACAUCCUUCUACCAGUUCUCUGAA